UCGUUAAUCUUAAUUAACAAUAAGACACAAAAUUGAGGUUGUGCGAAGCCCUAAAUAAUGGCUGCGAUUCACCGCGAGGCAAUACAGAAGCAAAUCCAACAGGAUUGGGCAAAUCGUGAAUACAUCGAAGUUAUAACUGGAAGUAUUAAAAAAAUCACCGACUUCCUCAAUUCAUUCGAUAUGUCAUGCAGAUCACGACUGGCUGUUUUAAAUGAAAAACUAACAACAUUAGAACGUCGUAUAGAAUACCUUGAAGCAUGUGUAACUAAAGGAGAAACCUUGACAUAACAACAUGACUAAUAUGUAUAUAAAUUUAUAAUUUGAAUGAAAUAUCAAUAAUGAUAAUUAUAAUAAUGAUAAUAAUAAUUUA
Diprion similis is the source of this 370-nucleotide messenger RNA. RefSeq names its product probable protein BRICK1-B (gene HSPC300). The record is from RefSeq and is a predicted model, not a curated record. Gene Ontology annotation, molecular function: protein-containing complex binding. The transcript is spliced from 3 exons. The coding region runs from base 58 to 288 and encodes 76 amino acids. NCBI's taxonomy places the organism in Eukaryota, Metazoa, Arthropoda, Insecta, Hymenoptera, Diprionidae. Gene Ontology annotation, biological process: cell motility; actin filament organization; regulation of actin polymerization or depolymerization. Gene Ontology annotation, cellular component: SCAR complex.